Messenger RNA from Ceratitis capitata (Mediterranean fruit fly), 2928 nucleotides. Its product is annotated as peroxisomal acyl-coenzyme A oxidase 3. Gene Ontology annotation, biological process: fatty acid beta-oxidation using acyl-CoA oxidase; lipid homeostasis. Gene Ontology annotation, cellular component: peroxisome. The record is from RefSeq and is a predicted model, not a curated record. Gene Ontology annotation, molecular function: fatty acid binding; FAD binding; pristanoyl-CoA oxidase activity. NCBI's taxonomy places the organism in Eukaryota, Metazoa, Arthropoda, Insecta, Diptera, Tephritidae. The transcript has 6 exons. The coding region runs from base 662 to 2740 and encodes 692 amino acids.
CAGAUACACCGUCGCCUUCACUGGUAAAAUAAAAUUUACGCAAGUUCGGAGGCUUAUCCAUACAUAGAUAUACAUAAAUAUAUAUACAUAUGUAUGUACAUAUUUUGUAAAUAGAAUUUAUUAGUGAGUGUAGAGAGCCGCGCAACGAUUACAUAUACAUACAUACGUAUACAACAGUAUCCACCCACCCACCUGCUCAUAUCGCCUGUUCUUUUUUCCAAGCAAACGCAGUUCCUUUGGAGUAACGAAAGCGAAACUCAUUUAUGUAACUGAAAAUAAACAAAUCCAAAAAAAUACAGAAUUUUCCACAUUUUAAGUGCGGACGGUAGUCGGAAAAAAAGAAGUGAAAUAAAUUAUAAAAAAAAAAAUAAAAAGCAUUAACAGAAAAAAGUGUAUCUUCUAAAAGUUAGCUUUAACGAAACAAAUUGUGGAAGUGAAAUACGCGCCCGCAACAGCAAAUAUUUAUCUAAUACCCUUUCCAACUAAGAGCCGACAACCGGAGAGUAUUUUUUGUUGUUGUUUUGUUAUUCGAAGUGAAACAUCCGGCGUGGCAUCUUGACUGUGAGGUAGAAGAAAGAAUAAGAAGAGGAAAGAGAAAAAUAAUAACAAAAACGUGUAUUAUUCUUACUUUCGUUUAAAGACAGUUUCGAAAGCCGGCGAUAUGAGCCAGAACACGGACACGUCAUUCAUACCGGAUCUUCCAAAAGGACCGCUGUGCGCAUACCGCAGGAGGGCCAAGUUCGACUGGAAACAACUUAAAGUGAUAUUCGAAAGAGAACAGGACUUGCGGAUAAAGUAUAAAGUGUGGAAGAUCUUGGAAAAUGAUCCACUGUUUUCCAAACAAGAAACCACAAUGUCAUCCGAUGAGCAGAAACAUCUCUGCGCCAUGCAAGUUAACCGGAUGCCACAUCUCGAUCUCAUUCCAAAAGAGAUCGAACAAAAGAGUUUCGGCGAGAAAACUAAAUAUUUAAUGAGCAUAAAUGAGGCUUUACAUACAUAUUGUCCGAGUUUGUCGGUGAAAAUCGCAUUGGGCGUGGGCCUCUUCAACAAUGCCAUACGCGCUAUGGGCACCGAAAGACAUAUGAAAUAUUACGAUGCAGCUUGGAACCGCGAACUAAUUACUUGCUUAGCCAUUACUGAGCUAUCGCACGGCAGUAAUACGAAAAGUAUACGCACAACGGCUACAUAUGAUCCGAAAACACAGGAGUUUAUCAUUAAUACACCGGACUUUGAGGCGGCAAAAUGUUGGAUUGGUAAUUUGGGUAAAACAGCCACAAUCGCUAUGACGUUUGCCAAUUUAUACACGGCAGAUGGCGAAAAUCAUGGGCUGCACGGUUUUCUGAUACCCAUACGUGAUCCUAAAACAUUACAAGCAUAUCCAGGCGUGUUGGUUGGUGAUAUGGGUGAAAAGAUCGGUUUGAAUGGCAUAGAUAACGGUUUUGUCAUGUUUUCGAAUUAUCGCAUUCCACGUGAGAAUUUGCUAAAUCGCACUGGUGAUGUAACGCCCGAAGGUGCGUAUGAAAGUGUUUUUUCCGAGCCCGGCAAAGUUCUGGGCGCUGCUUUAGAGUCCUUUUCUGCCGGUCGUAUUGGCAUUAUGCAAGAAUCUGUGAAUACUCUUGCGAGUGCUGCCGUAAUUGCAGUACGUUAUGCAGCACUACGCACACAAUUUGGUCCCGAGAAAAAAGGUCCCGAAGUCCCAAUAAUUGAAUACCAAUUACAGCAAUGGCGUAUCUUCCCCUAUGUAGCGGCUGCGGGAGUGCUAAAAGUUGCAGUGGCGGAAUUAACGGACAUUUACCUAGGGAUAAUUGAAAAGUCACAAAAGGACUCCAAUGGAUUCGAGUUAUUGACUCAAAUUGUUUCGGAAAUCCAUGCAGUUAUAUCUUCCUCGAAACCACUGAUUACAUGGACAGCUAGAGAUGCCAUACAAGAAGCGCGAGAGGCUUGCGGAGGUCAUGGUUACUUGAAAGCCUCUAAACUUGGUGAUCUACGCAACGACCACGAUCCGAGUUUGACAUACGAAGGUGACAACAACGUGCUCGGUCAACAAGCCUCCAACUGGCUUCUACGCCAGUGGAAUGGCACAGUAGAGAGCCCAGUGGGUACUGCAAAUUUUCUGAAAAAUCGUGCAGACAUUCUGCAGCAUACAUACGAGAGGGUCCUGCGUGAGUCGCCAAUUGAAUCUAUGGAUUUCGUACUGAAAUGCUAUGAAUGGAUGUUGUGCUAUCUUUUGAAUAAAACCUCAAAUCGUGUGGCGGAGGAUAGAAAAACCGGCGUACAUCCAUUUGAUGCACGUAAUAAUUCGCAGGUGUAUGGUGCGCGUGAUUUGUCAUUGGCUUAUGCAGAAUACUUUGCUUUAAGUCAUUUCCGUGAACGUUUCCGUCGUUUAACGGUGAACAGUGAGCUGUCACAGGUGCUGGAACUGUUGUUCACAAUCUAUUCAAUGUGGUGUAUCGACCGCCACAUGACCACAUUCUAUGUUGGUGGCUUUGCGAAGUCGGCUUCGUUUGCGGAAGCGAUACGAUCUCGUUUGCUAACGAAAUGCGCUGAACUGAAGGAUUCGGCAGUGUCGGUAGCGGAUGCUUUGGCACCACCAGAUUUCGCACUCAACUCGGUUAUCGCCAAAUCCGAUGGGCUUUUGUAUGAGAAUUUACAGAGAGAAUUUAUGACCAAUAAGGGCGCCUUUGAACGGGCUUCAUGGUGGAAAGACAUUAUAAUUCCUCAAGCAAAAUCAAAGCUUUAAAAUAUAUUCCGAACAAGUAUGAGCAAAAAAUAUAUUGCAUUUUCCUAGUUUAGUGGAUUUUUAUGAAAUGUAUUGUAUUUAAAUGAUAGUGAUAGUGAUGAAUAUGGUAAACUAUAUAUGAUAUUUUUGUGGCUUCAAAUGUUUACAUACAUACCUAAGCUGUUUGAUGUAAAAAUGUAAUAAGUUAA